CAGGUUAGGAUUAGCUCAAAUCCUUCAUUUUUUCUACUUAAAAAAAACAUUUGACGUUUUGAGUUGACAAAAGCUGGAAUCGUUCCAACCUUGACUCCAUGGGUUUAUUACUACCAGAAGUUCUUCUUUGACACCGGAAGUGUAUCUUCAGUCAUCGUUGGCGGCGGACCGUCAAAGCCAAAGAUGAGUGGUGAUACUGAUGGAAAUAAGGAAUUCCAUGAGCAGCUCCGGUUGCAGCAGCUGUAUGGCCAGAGACAGGGGGACGGAGUUGACCCCAACACCUUCGUGGACCCAGAGGAUGGGACAGUGUAUGACUGGGACCAUGACAAGAAAGCAUGGUUUCCUAAAAUAACAGAGGACUUUCUUGCUGCGUAUCAAGCGAACUACGGCUUCACAAAGGAUGGGCAGCAUGAUCCAAAUGCUGCGUGUGCACCUGACACGGACACAACAGCCAAGCCAGAGGAGGGGAAGAAAGCCGAGAAGCGCACUGACACGGAACAGCUGAAAGAUGGCAAAAAGGAGAAAGGAGAGAAAAGGAAGGCUGAUACUGCAGCCUGGUUUGAUGUGGAAACCGACAAGAAUACCAAUGUGUACGUGUCAGGUCUUCCACCGGACAUCACCACGGAGGAGUUUGUUGAGGUCAUGUCUAAGUGUGGCAUUGUUAUGAGGGACCCCAUCUCCGAAGAGUACAAAGUCAAACUCUACAGGGACGGCCAGGGGAACCAGAAAGGCGACGGACUCUGCUGUUACUUAAAGAAGGAGUCUGUGGCCCUGGCUGAGCGACUGAUUGACGAGUCAGAGAUCAGGGGGUAUCAGCUCCACGUGGAGGCUGCCAGGUUCGAGCUCAAGGGCCAGUACGACGCCAGUAAGAAGAAGAAGAAGAGCAAGGAUUACCGCAAGAGGAUGAAGGCACAGCAGAAGCAGCUGGACUGGAGGCCAGAGAAGAAAGGGGAGGCGCGCAAGAGGCAUGAACGUGUGCUCAUCAUCCAGAACAUGUUCCACCCCAGUGACUUUGAGGAAGACCCCCUGGUGUUAAAUGAGUACCGAGACGACCUCCGGACUGAAUGUGAGAAAUUUGGUCAGGUGAAGAAGGUCAUCAUUUUUGAUAGACAUCCUGAUGGAGUGGCCUCGGUGGCCUUCAAAGAGCCAGAGGAUGCAGACGUGUGUCAGAUGGCGCUGGACGGCCGCUGGUUUGGUGGCAAGAAGUUAUCAGCACAGCUGUGGGAUGGAUCCACUGACUACCAGGUGGAGGAAACCACAAGGGAGCGAGAGGAGAGACUGAAAGGCUGGGCAGCCUACCUAGAGGGUGGGAGCAAGGGGCCUGCACCGCCGGGGGCACCGCCAGGGAGUACAGAGGGACCAACCACAACCACAGAGGAGUCAUCCAGCAAGGCAGAGGGGCCUGUGACAGAGCCCUCCAACUCUCAGAGCCAGGAAGCAGGAGCAAAGGCAGCUGUAGACCCUGGGGUGGAACCAAAGACCUCUGAGGACGCAGAAGUAAGUUCCACUGACAGCAGCCUGGCAGGAAGUGAUGAAGAAGACACGUAGACAGACACACAGACAUCACUGUACACCUCCUUGUGUUCAGCAUAUAAAAGGACAGUCUUGCCUGACAUCUGCUAAACUGCCCCCACACCUUGUUUGAUUGGUGGAAAGUGACACGCUGAGGAAUAAGGCUAUUGGGAUGGAAAUACUCUGUUGCAUACUUAGUGAUGAAUAAUAAAAAAAAAAGUGAUUUGUAUAUUUUCAAUUCUUUCCCUCCACAAUGACCUGUUCUAUUGAUUGACCUCAAUAACUUGCAACAUCACUUUUAUGUCUUUUAUACUAGGAAUUUGUGUAAUGAACUAAAUGAUCUUGGUCUUGAUUUGAAUACGCUGGGAAUGGAUACGCAGUUAGGGACCAGGCUUCUGAGAGGUCUGAAACUGAAAGGAUUUACAUCCAUGUUUCUCAUUGUCUCUCUUGAAUAUAGCAGCGAACUUGAUUUCAACUGUAAAAGCUAAAACUCCAUCCUGUCCUGUCAUGAUUUGUUUUGAGAUGGAAAAUAAAUGCAACGUUACCAGUGGCAACCGUG
This is a messenger RNA of Oncorhynchus keta (chum salmon), 2071 nucleotides long. RefSeq names its product HIV-1 Tat specific factor 1 (gene htatsf1). Lineage: Eukaryota; Metazoa; Chordata; Actinopteri; Salmoniformes; Salmonidae. Gene Ontology annotation, biological process: mRNA splicing, via spliceosome. The record is from RefSeq and is a predicted model, not a curated record. The coding region runs from base 184 to 1548 and encodes 454 amino acids. The transcript is spliced from 10 exons. Gene Ontology annotation, molecular function: RNA binding. Gene Ontology annotation, cellular component: U2 snRNP; U2-type spliceosomal complex.